Molecule: messenger RNA, 1518 nt
Organism: Cyprinus carpio (common carp)
Lineage: Eukaryota; Metazoa; Chordata; Actinopteri; Cypriniformes; Cyprinidae
Exons: 4
Coding region: 200-1462 (420 amino acids)
Source: RefSeq, a predicted model, not a curated record
AGGACGAAAAACGAAAAAGGAUAAAGAGGAGGUGGACAUUUUUGAGAAGACAAAAGAAGAGGAAUUGCCCACUCCAGUGUUUUUAGAUCAUGUUAAGGAGUCAAAACCUUCGAAAGAAGAAAGAGAGGACAAUGGAGGGAGAGAAGAAGAAAGCGGCGCAGAGGAUAAGACCGACCUAUCAAGUUCGCGUCGUCUCCACAUGCUCCCACUUCUUUCCUCCCUUUCCUCCCUGGUGUUGUACCUGCGGCGGCUGCAGCACUCUGCCUUUAUUUCUCUCUCCCGCUCACCACAGUCGGCCGAGGCAUGGCGUCUCCUCUGUCACUCCAGUCUGGCCCUACUCAUCCUUUACAAUCGCCGGCGUGAAUGUGAAGUCUCCAAGCUCACCAUCUCCGAGUACCAGGCCCGCAUCACAUCCCAGUGCCCCAUUCCUGUGCAGUCUGGUGCCCCACCUACUCUUACCCCACUGGAGGCCUCGCUCUCACCCUUCGAGCGGAUGGUCCUCCCCCAUCUCCCUCGCGUUGGAGUCCAAGGGAAACGUGGCCGUGUACAGCCACUCAUCCUCCCACCACACUCUGAAGCCUGUAUGGAGAUGCUUUUGCAGACUCGUGCCGGUGUGGGAAUUGAUCCACAGAACACCUAUGUGUUUGCCAGGCCAUAUCAUUCGCCUGCCACUCCCCUACGAGGGACAGACUUACUUCGUAGUUUGGCUCGGUCCAGUGGUACUCAGCACCCGCAGGCACUGACACAGACACGCGUUCGCAGGCAGGUGGCGAUACUUACUCAGCUGCUGUUGUUAAGUGAGGGUGAGGAGGAAGGGCACCACGGGUCUGCCAUACAGCGAUUGGAAAGUUUCUUGCAGAAGGAGUAUCACGUGACGCAAAGCUGUGCAACCAUCGGCCAGGACCCUGGGCUGAUGGGUCUGAUUGGUCGGGUGGUACUAUGCGGAGAGAGAGAUGGCGUCUUAUUCCGAGGAAUGAGUUUACACCACAUCUGUCUGGAGUUAGAUGUGUUGUCAGGAAACUCUGCCGAUUCGUUGUCAGAGGAGUCAGAUUCUGAGCAGAGUAAAGAGAAACCUGAAGCACCAUCUCCUGCAACCAGCAUUAUGAUGAAGAAAACCAUAAGCAACAACAAAUCUCCCCGGCCCAAGAAGAUGACCGGCAGCUCCCUGCUCUCAAAGGGACGCAAAAAGGCCUCAGGACAGCCCAAGCCUGGUAAACGUGGUGUGCUGAAGCGGCCUUGGUCUGAGGCAGAGCGGGCAGCUGUUGAGUCCCACCUGGUGCAAAACAUUAUGGAGCUGCGUGUGCCAGCUAAAGCGGACUGUGAACGCUGCCUGGAGCUCUGCCCCCUGCUGGUCACUAACCACCGGGACUGGAGGGCAGUGAAAUUCUACUGCCACAACCGUAUACAGCUGCUCAAGAAAACCCAGCAGAGACAGGGUCCACCCGCCCUGUCUGUCUGCUGAGGCUGUGAAUAAGCGCAUCCAAUAACAGCAGAUGUGUAAGGGAGGGAAUGUGAGGA